Lachnellula hyalina is the source of this 2385-nucleotide messenger RNA. RefSeq lists its product as uncharacterized. The coding region runs from base 1 to 2385 and encodes 794 amino acids. The record is from RefSeq and is a predicted model, not a curated record. NCBI's taxonomy places the organism in Eukaryota, Fungi, Ascomycota, Leotiomycetes, Helotiales, Lachnaceae. The transcript has 3 exons.
AUGGCGAUCAGAUACACUCCCGAUGAGAUGAAGUACCUGCGGGACUCACCUUUAGUAUUGAAGCCCGCAGGCCUCCCCCCAGCAGAGCAAUGGAUGGGAGCACCAACGGCAAGGUCUGAGGCUAGGAAAAAUGACUCGAACUUGCUUGUAGAUCAGCCAAACAGGCGCACUGCUGCUGAGCGACAUGUGUCACGCAACAGUGCCAACCCAGAAGAUAUCAUCCUCGGCCCUCCCAAAACCUCUUUCAUGUCUGCGACUUCAAUUCGAACUGGUAUCAAACCCUUUGAGUCUCCAGACCGACCGCCUCUUCGUGAUAUGGACUCGCGUGACCGCUUCAACUUUCGUGGUGGCAAAACUGGCGAUGGAGAUAACGAUAGGGCACGAGACGGUCGGAACAGCACUCUACGCGUUAGGCGGGGAGAAGGAGAUCAAGACAGCGAUGGAUGGAGUACUGUCAAACCCCGCAAGAGCUUUGGAAAUGAGGGCGCUGAGAGAUUCAAUGGGCGCAUGGGCCUAGACAAGCACAAAGAUGACAGGAGAUUCAAGGAUAGAGAGGACCGGGACCCGAAAGACAGGCCUCUGAGAGGAUUCGAUACAUACUCCCGAGACAAAGAUGGUGAUCAUGAUCAGGAGAGGGAACGAGAUGGCCGUAAGAGUGGAACGGGUCGUGGACGAAAUGAGCCCUCCUGGUUCAAGGACAACACCGAUGUUCCCCCUGUGCCAAGAGAACGCAACAGCAACGGCGACAAAUUUGUCGACCGCAGCAGAGGUUGGAGAGAAAAGGAACGUGAAGAUAGGGGUGACAGAGGAGACAGAGGCGGCGAACGAGGCGAACGACAUGAACGUGGUGACCGUCGUUGGGAUAGGGAUAGAGAUCAGCGACAAGAACGGGAACCCGAAUGGCUAGCCGAACCCGAGGACGAGAAGAACCAAGCUCAUACCCAAGAGGACUUUCAGAAGUGGAAAGAGCAAAUGCAGGGAAAGGACAAAGCUGCCUCUGGCAAGACGCCUGCUGAGGAGCCCCAAGUUAAUGCUGAUGCUGGUGCCAGCUUCUUCGGUCUAGAGAAGCAUAAGGUCGAAACUCCGCUCGCAAUGGAUACAGGCCCUGACAAGUUUUUCGGUAAAUGGGCUGCCACUCCAAGCCAAGAACCAUCCCCAGAUUCUGGAGUUGAACCGAAGAAAGAAGGUGUUACAAAAGCGAAGACUACUGGCAAGGCAUCGAGGUUUACAUCCUUCUUCACUCCACAAGAAGAGCCUCCACGAAGACAAACGGAACCUCCGCCGGCCAUGCCACCACCAGCACCCAAAAGCGGAUUGGAGGGAAUGUUCCAAAAUAACAGUCCUCAAUCUCAAAGUAAAGAUCAAGUAGCCUUCCAAGAAAUACUCCGAAAGCUUCAACAAGGUAGCGGCUCUACACCUCCAGUAAAUUUGGCCAUGCAGCCAAAACCACCUGCUCCAGAUAAGCAGCAAAGCAUUCCUAUCUCUUCACCAGAGCCUUUCCAGCAGUAUCGCACUGAACGCCAAGAGGAGCAACGACCAAGUACACGAAAUUCUCAGCAAGCUCUUCAAGAUCUGCUAAACCAGCGUCAGAUGACCGGAAGCCAACCGACGGUCAGGCCAGAGCAAAUGCUGCAAGAAUUAGUUGGGCAACGUCAGCAAACCAUCAGCCAGUCUUCCCAGAGGCCGGACCAACUUUCCAGCCGAAAUACCGAUUUCCUCAUGGGUCUUAUGCAGAGCGCCAAGGCGGCACCAGACCCUCAAAGGUCAGAAUCUCUUCUUUUGAGAAUGCCGCCUCAGCAGCAGCAGCAAAAGUCAAUGGAUCGGCAAAUGCAGCAGCAGAUGAUGGAGCGUGAGCAGGAGAUGCAGCGGGAAGCAGUACAGCGUGAACGCAUCGCAUCUCGACAAGCUCGCCCUCAACCACCACCUGGAUUCUAUGAUGACCCAGCUGUUUUUCAACGUGGCCCGCCUCAACAUGAAAGACAAGCAGGCAAUCCUCCACAACCAACCCAAAUCCUACAGCGUCCACCACCCCCUCCAGGUCUAGAACUAGGAUGGGAGCGUGCGGCACAGCUUCCACCACCACAGCAUCGAAUGAACCAAAACAUCCCACCACCUCCCGGCUUGGCCGGUGGUCUAGGUCGUGCUAUGCCUCCGCAACAGCAAAUGUUCCCUCCUGGUUUUCCAAUCGGCAAUUUCCCACCAGAGAUGCUUCCUGGACCUCCAAGAAACAUGCCGAUGCAGCCACCCCCAGGCUUUUUUAACGGCGGCCCACCUCCAGGAUUCUUACCCCCAAUCAACGGGUUCCAAGGUCCAGAAGGUAUGGCAUUUGGUGCUCCUUUUGAUGCCAGAGGGCCGCCUCCCCAAGGUGCCUACAGACGGCAGUAG